ACAAUGCUGUUGUGAAAGAUUCUUGCGGAUUGGUCACACUGCAACACACAGACGAAAUUAAGUGACACGUCAAGAUUAACAAUUGGUAGCCAUAAUGACGCAAGUGCCGUGCUACACAAUCAUCAACUCACCGGACCUCGAGGUGCCGAACGAGAUGCAACUAAAGCAAGACCUCGAGAAAGGCGACACGCAUGUCAAAAUCGAGACGCUUAAAAAAGUGAUAAAGCUGCUGUUGAACGGCGAACGCUAUCCAGGAUUAAUUAUGACAAUAAUACGCUUUGUCUUGCCCGUUCAAAAUCAUACAAUAAAGAAGCUGUUGUUGAUCUUCUGGGAAAUAGUGCCGAAGACCUCAGCGGACGGCAAACUGCUGCAAGAAAUGAUAUUGGUGUGCGACGCUUAUCGCAAAGACUUGCAACACCCGAACGAGUUUCUGCGUGGCUCAACGCUGCGUUUCCUCUGCAAGCUGAAGGAGCCCGAGCUGCUGGAGCCCUUAAUGCCGGCCAUACGCGCCUGUCUGGAUCAUCGUCAUAGCUAUGUGCGUCGCAAUGCCGUGUUGGCCAUCUUUACCAUAUAUAAAAACUUUGAUUGGCUAGUGCCGGACGGUCCGGAGCUGAUAGCAAGCUUCCUGGACACACAACAAGAUAUGAGCUGCAAGCGUAAUGCAUUCCUCAUGCUGUUGCAUGCAGAUCAGGAGCGGGCCUUAAACUAUUUGGCCUCUUGCAUUGAUCAAGUGCAAAGCUUUGGCGAUAUUCUGCAGCUGGUUAUAGUGGAGCUCAUCUAUAAGGUGUGCCAUGCUAAUCCUGCGGAAAGGUCACGCUUCAUACGCUGCAUCUAUAAUCUGCUAAACUCCAGCUCUAAUGCUGUGCGUUAUGAAGCUGCGGGCACGCUUAUUACUCUCUCCUUGGCGCCCACGGCUAUUAAAGCUGCUGCUGGCUGUUAUAUUGAACUUAUCGUCAAGGAGAGCGAUAAUAAUGUGAAGCUCAUUGUGCUGGAUCGCUUGAUAGCCAUGAAGGAAAACGAGCAUAUGGAGAAGGUUAUGCAGGAUUUAGUUAUGGACGUGCUACGCGUACUUGCCGCGCCUGAUAUUGAAGUACGUCGUAAGACUCUAGCGCUGGCCAUGAAUCUGGUGUACUCACGCAACAUCAACGAAAUGGUGCAGGUGCUGCAGAAGGAGGUGGCCAAAACGCAUAACGUAGAGCAUGAGGAUACGGGCAAAUAUCGGCAGCUGCUAGUGCGCACACUGCACACUUGCUCCAUUAAGUUUCCCGAUGUCGCUAGCAAUGUUAUACCCGUGCUGGUCGAGUUUCUGUCCGAUACCAAUGAGCUGGCUGCUGUGGAUGUGCUCAUCUUUAUACGCGAGGCUAUACAAAAGUUCCCAGCUCUACGUGCGCUUAUUAUUAAGCACUUGAUUGACGCCUUUCCACAAAUCAAAAGCGCUAAAAUACAUCGCGCUGCUGUGUGGAUUCUUGGCGAGUAUGUUGAGGGUGCACAAAUCUUGGAAGUGGUGGCAGCCAUACAGCAAACUUUGGGUGAAAUACCCAUGGUGGAUGCCGAACAGCGGCGCCUGGCAGGCGAGCAGUCUGAGGAGCAACAACAGCAGCAACAGAAGGAAUCUGGUGAUACCAAUGCCGGCACCCAGAGCAGCAGCAGCAGCAGCAGCAAUAAGGUCACCUCCGAUGGCACCUAUGCCACCCAGAGCGCGUAUAGCUUGGCACCCGUGCCCAAAAAGGAGAAACGUCCACCACUGCGUCAAUAUUUAAUGGAUGGCGAUUUCUUCAUUGGCGCCAGCUUGUCCGCCACGCUGACCAAGCUCGCCUUGCGCUAUGCCGAAGUGCAGCCCGAAGCACGCGCACAGAAUCGUUUGACCACACAGGUUAUGCUCAUCAUGAGCUCCAUACUGCAUCUGGGCAAGUCUGGUUUUCCCACAAAGCCUAUAACUUAUGAUGAUAACGAUCGCAUAAUGAUUUGUCUGCGCACAUUGAGCGAUCGCACGCCUGAGGCAGUGGCAAUCUUCAAGCAUGCCUGCCGUGAUGCUUUGGGCAAGAUGUUGGAUGCACAGCAUGAGGAGGAUCAGCGCAUGAUUAAGGAGAAACAACGUGCUACGGCUAAAGUGCAACCGGACUCACCUGUGCUCUUUGCCCAGCUCUCCAACGGACGCGAUAAUCAGCUGGGCGAGAAUGUAUUCGAGUCCAGCUUGAAUCAAGCCCUGGCGGGCAGCAAGACGGCACAGCUAAGCGAUAUGGCUUCACCCAAUAAUAAGCUGAACAAGGUGACACAACUGACAGGCUUUUCGGAUCCAGUCUAUGCUGAGGCUUAUGUCAAUGUUAAUCAGUAUGAUAUAGUGCUGGAUGUGCUCCUUGUCAACCAGACCAAUGAUACCUUGCAAAACUGCACGCUGGAGCUGGCUACGUUGGGUGAUUUGAAGCUGGUGGAGCGACCACAUCCUGUGGUGCUGGCGCCACAUGAUUUCUGCAAUAUUAAGGCCAAUGUCAAAGUGUCCUCCACGGAAAAUGGCAUUAUAUUUGGCAAUAUAGUUUAUGAUACCGCGCUUAACACCAAUGUGGUUGUGCUUAAUACCAUACACAUUGACAUUAUGGAUUACAUUAUACCAGCCAGCUGCACGGACACUGAGUUCCGUCAAAUGUGGCAGGACUUUGAGUGGGAGAAUAAAGUCACAGUUAACACUAGCUUCACGGAUCUGCAUGAGUAUCUCAAGCAUUUGCUAAAGAGCACCAAUAUGAAGUGCCUAACGCCAAACAAGGCAUUGUCCGGCCAAUGUGGCUUCAUGGCCGCCAACAUGUAUGCCAAAUCUAUAUUCGGUGAGAACGCCUUGGCCAAUUUAAGCAUUGAGAAGCCUGUUGAUGAUCCUGACUCAAAGGUCACUGGACACAUACGCAUACGGGCCAAGAGUCAGGGCAUGGCUUUAAGCUUGGGAGAUAAGAUCAGCUCAUCGCAGAAGCAAUCGGUGCAGGCAGCCUAACUGAGAAGCGAGCUGCAGAGCACAAGCAUUAAACAGUUUUAAGAGUUGGUGGCCGAGCAACGGCCUGCAUUCCGCCUGAUUCUGAUGAUACCAUACACAAAUACAAUAUACAUGCAAUUAUACAUUAUUUAAUAAACUUAUCCGCUCCAA
Molecule: messenger RNA, 3130 nt
Organism: Drosophila busckii
Lineage: Eukaryota; Metazoa; Arthropoda; Insecta; Diptera; Drosophilidae
Gene: betaCOP
Product: coatomer subunit beta
Exons: 8
Coding region: 95-2980 (961 amino acids)
Biological process (GO): endoplasmic reticulum to Golgi vesicle-mediated transport; intracellular protein transport; intra-Golgi vesicle-mediated transport
Cellular component (GO): COPI vesicle coat; cytoplasm
Molecular function (GO): structural molecule activity
Source: RefSeq, a predicted model, not a curated record